Plectropomus leopardus (leopard coralgrouper) is the source of this 6372-nucleotide messenger RNA. It is a transcript of the gene cpeb3, whose product is annotated as cytoplasmic polyadenylation element binding protein 3. Gene Ontology annotation, biological process: negative regulation of cytoplasmic translation. The record is from RefSeq and is a predicted model, not a curated record. NCBI's taxonomy places the organism in Eukaryota, Metazoa, Chordata, Actinopteri, Perciformes, Serranidae. Gene Ontology annotation, cellular component: neuron projection; nucleus; synapse. Gene Ontology annotation, molecular function: mRNA 3'-UTR binding; translation factor activity, RNA binding; mRNA regulatory element binding translation repressor activity.
AGGACAGCUGUAUUUACUGACGUAUGUAAAUGAACAUAGGGGAGGUCCUUGGGCAAAAAACACACACUGAAUCAGUUUCACAUUGCAGCUCCGGAGUUCCUGCGUGGAAGGAAAAACGAGACGUGGCGAAAUCUGGUGAAUAUCUGCAGCCGUGCGCUCCGGCUCAGCAAACCAUGCAGGAUGAUUUACUGAUGGACAAAAACAAAGCCCAGCCUCACCAUCAGCAAGAUCAAGUAGACCCUCCUCCCUCCACCCCGACCCCGUCAUCGGAGCCCACUUCUUCUUCAUCGGAGUCGGAGAGCCCGUCGACCGGGAGCAACCAAGCGACUUCAGCGCUGAGCAGCAGCAGCAGCAGCGGCAGCAGCAAGGACAAAGUGCCGAUGGAGUCGCCGAUCCUGCCCGGGUUGAGCUUCCACCACCAGCCGCAGGAGACCGGCGGCCCCCUUUCCUCCCCGUCCUCCUCUUUUGGGAGCACUUGGUCCACGGGAACCACCGUGGACGACAGCUUUUUCCAAGGAAUACCCUCGGUGAACGGGACGAUGCUUUUCCAGAACUUCCCCCACCACGUCAACCCGGUGUUCGGGGGGAAUUUCUCCCCGCAGAUCGGUCUGGCUCCACAGUCCCAACAGCAUCAACAGCCAGCCCCGCAGCAGCAGCAGCAGCAGCAGCAGCCCCAGCAGAGGAGGUCCCCUGUCAGCCCCAGCCAGGGUCCCUUCCCCCAGAGAAACGCUUAUCAGACCAUCAUGAAUAACAGCAAAGGCUCGUCUUCGUCUUCUUCUGCCUCGUCGUCCGCGUGGAAUAAUCACCAAAACGCCGCAUGGAGCACAGCCUCCAACCCCUGGAGCGGGCUGCAGGCGGGCAGGGACCCGCGCAGAGCGGUGGGCGUCGGGGUAGGGGUCGGAGUCGGCGUCGGGGUGCCGUCACCGCUGAACCCCAUCUCCCCUAUGAAAAAGCCCUAUACCAGCAAUGUAAUAGCACCCCCCAAGUUCCCGAGACCUGGACCCCUCACACCCAAGCCCUGGAUGGAGGACAGCGCCUUCAGGACUGACAACAGCAACAACAUACUGCCUUUCCAGGACCGGAAUCGGCCCUUUGAUGCUUUUAGCUUGCACUCUUUGGAGAAUUCCUUAAUGGAUAUGAUAAGGACUGACCAUGACAAAGGUAAACCACACCCUGCCGGUGGCCCACCAAUGACUAUCGCUGAUAUUAUAUGGAGGAAUCAUUUUGCAGGACGUAUGGGCCUCAACUUCCAUCAUCCCGGAGCAGACCACAUAAUGCCAUUGAAUACCCGGAGCUAUGGCCGCAGAAGAGGUCGUUCCUGUCUUUUUCCCUUUGAAGAUGGUUUCCUUGAUGACGGUCACGGUGACCCCUCCUUGACCCCGGGUCUGAACUCGCCAACCCGCUGUCAGAAUGGAGAGAGGAUGGAGCGUUACUCCAGGAAGGUCUUUGUCGGAGGCCUCCCUCCUGACAUAGAUGAAGAUGAAAUCACCAACAGUUUCCGCCGCUAUGGGCAUCUGGUGGUAGACUGGCCCCACAAAGCAGAGAGCAAAUCCUACUUCCCACCUAAAGGCUACGCCUUCCUGCUCUUCCAGGAAGAGACUUCUGUCCAGGCCUUGAUCGAUGCUUGCAUCGAGGAAGACGGAAAGCUCUACCUGUGUGUGUCCAGUCCCACCAUCAAAGACAAACCGGUCCAGAUCCGUCCCUGGAACCUGAGCGACAGUGACUUUGUCAUGGACGGCUCCCAGCCUCUGGACCCCCGCAAGACCAUCUUUGUAGGGGGGGUACCACGGCCCCUGCGUGCAGUGGAGCUCGCUAUGAUCAUGGACCGGCUGUACGGAGGUGUUUGCUACGCUGGCAUCGACACAGACCCAGAGCUCAAAUACCCGAAGGGAGCCGGCCGCGUGGCGUUCUCCAAUCAGCAGAGCUACAUCGCUGCCAUCAGCGCUCGCUUCGUUCAGCUGCAGCACAAUGACAUAGACAAAAGGGUGGAGGUGAAGCCGUACGUCCUGGACGACCAGAUGUGUGAUGAGUGCCAGGGGGCACGCUGUGGGGGGAAGUUCGCCCCCUUCUUCUGUGCCAACGUCACAUGUCUGCAGUACUACUGCGAGUACUGCUGGGCCAGCAUCCACUCGCGGGCCGGCCGAGAGUUUCACAAGCCACUGGUGAAGGAGGGGGGCGACCGCCCUCGACACGUGUCCUUCCGCUGGAGCUGAGGGGGGUACACGAGUCAGCCCUGCCCCGGUAAACCCACACCCGACCCCCUAAAAAAACCUCCUGCGCCCCUCCUACACUACAGGCCGGGACAGCGCUGCAACCCCUCCCAUAGCCCCACCUACUCCACCCUGCUCCCCACAAACACCUCAUAAAAAAAGCAAAAAGGAUACCGUCAAAUACAUGGGACUGUCUUCAUGCCACACGGCUCUGAACUCAUUGUCUAUGGUUCCCCUCUGAUGAAGCAUUGUGGGGAAAUGAAAUGCGAAAGUCUAUCAGCCUAGAAUUUGCACUUUGGCACAAAAUCUUGCUAAACACACACACACACAGGAUGGUAUGUUAGACACCAGGCUAAUUUUCAGUUCCCCGUUGUGUUGACUGGGCAGUGUGGUACGUCCUGUGGGACCCCUCCUCACUGACACAGAGGUGGGACCAUACAAAUAUUUUAAAAAAGUAUAUAUUUUUUGUUUUGUACCUAUCUAUACAUAUAUAGAUAAUUUAAAUUUUAUGUAAAAGGAGCAUGCACUUAUUUUCAAGAGCUGUAGUUAUAUAUUGCCCCUACUAAAAAAAAGAAUUACCAAAGGCAAAUGAAAUUAAUGCAUACAGAAAUAGGUGGCAUAAGAUGUAGCAAGAUUUAACAGCUUUCCAGUAGUGUGGGCCCGUAUCGCCCGGAGUAAAAAAUAACACGGCUUUAUUCGCUCUCAAUUUUGACUCUGAAAAUAUUAAUACCUCAUAUGCGCAAUCAGAUUAGUUUGCUUUUUUGAUUUCUAGGUCUUUAUUUUUAUAAUAACAUUAUUUUUUAGUGUUAUGUAAAUGUAAUGCUGCAAUAGCUUUGCUGCUAAAUCCAUGGUAUAAACAGAUACCAUAAGUACUUUAUUCAGGCUAGGGUGUAAAAUAAUAACAGAUCACAAGAAGCACCUGGUGUUGGAGAACGACGAGCUAUCACAGGGGGAGGGGGCGCCCCUAAACAACGAUGGCUACCUUUUGUGGGGGUCGGGGUGGGUCGCCCCUAACUGCAUGUUUAUUUCAAUCAGGUUGCUGCAUGCAAUAGACUUUUCAGUAUCAUGUCUACUAUUCGAUUCUGCCCAUGUUUGCACAACACACUAUAGACGUACCUUCGACUCGCACGAAACUGGACAGAAACAGGGAUGACUUGUCAGAGGAAUCAUGGCGGCUCGAUGUCGCUGGUCGGGCGGCCAGAGCAGACGCUUCCUGCACACAAACAGGCAGCAACACAUCCAGAUGACAGUGGGGAAAAAAAAUAAUAGUCACCAAUCAAAUUAAAUGUAGGAUUACCAUUCAAAACUGUCUAUGAUAGGUGAAGUACUUUUUUGCAGUGAUUGUUGAUAUAAUUGUGCAAUUUUUUAUACCGUAUGUAGUUAGGUCUGAGUAUGCCUAGAACUGUGAUUCGCUUUAACUGUCGUUAAUGUCCGACAUAGAAGUCCUGUGAAACUUCAUAACUAGUGUAUGCACACGUAUAUAUGUUCUCUUGUACACACACUUGCACCAGUAAACACAGAAGCCUCUCGACACACACAUAAACACACACACACACACACACACACGGACGGCUGUCUUUCUUACGCACACAAACAGGCCUACACACAGUCUGAUCUGAAGAGAAGACGCAACAAUGUGAGCUUAAACUGAGAACUGAGGUCUUUUUUUCCUUUUUGAUUUGUUCCACCGUCGGCAAAAAGCGCACGUUUACGUCUCGGAAUGCAACCAAAGAGCUCGCGUGUUGACAGACCACCUAACACGCGGAGCGAAUAUCAGGCCUCCUGCAGAGGGGCUGAAGGUGCAGUCGAUUAGAUGAGGAAAAAAAGCUGGGAGGAAGAAUUCGGGGUGGGAUAAAAUGAAGCUACUGGAGACUUGAGGUUGAUAAACUGAGCUCUGCACAUGCUCUCACUACAUGGCUGGGGUGGGUGGGACGGGUGGGAACAGGGGAAUGGCAUUGCCAGAACAUGCAGAUGUGCAAGCUGGGGUUACCAUAUUUAUCCAGAUUUUUUUUCCUGCAAAGCUUGAAGUAAUGGACCUGCUAAAAAAAAAAAGAAAAAAAGGUGGACAUAUAUCUUUUAGUUUUUAUCAAAAGGUUAUGGCAGUUCAAACAGGAUUGGGCGGGCAGGAUUUGGGGGGUGCAUAGAAACUUAAGUAUUGGCUGCUGAAAACAGGGCGGCUCCAGUUUGGGGGUCAAGGGUGCUGGGGCCAAGUUACACUGGUUUUAGCAGUUUUGUGGACAAUCCGAACGGGAUCCUACAUCAUUGCAAAUUAAUGUGUUUCGUCCCCCCACCACCAACCCCUAGUUUUUUUUUUUUUGUUUGUUUUUUUUGUCCGUAAGUUGUGAUUGUCCCGUGCUGGCGCCCUGCAGUCCUUUUCCUCUUUCUCGUUUUAGUCGCAAACUGUUUUUUUUUUUUUUUUGCUUUAGGAUAGUUGUUUUUGUUGUCCAAGAAUAAUGAAUUGAAACUAAGCAGAAGAUACUUUUUUUACUGAUAGAAAAAAAAAGACGAGGCUAACCAUGAGUAAUAAUAAGUAUCCCUAUGAAAGUGAAUUCUGGGUGUUUUUGUGACAUUUCUUUCCCCACCCAGACAGGUUUUCUAUGUUUGUUCCUUCUCUAUGAUAGAUAUUUGUUAUGCACUACUCUUUGUAUCUGAACAGUUUUCGACGGUCAGCAGUUGUUUUUGUUAAAAGACAAAAAAAAGCGAUGAUAAAGCAUGCUUUCUGACUGACAAGAUCUUUUGCAAUACCUCAAUUUUGAAAUAUAUUAGGAGAGAAACUGAUAUUUUCUAAGUAAGUUUAUUCAGAUGAAAAAAAUAUAUAUUAAUUUAAUUCUUCAAGAGAAAUGAUUUAACAGAUGGUUGAUUUUUUUAUUUUUUUCAUGCUUAUUUGCUUUUAUUUUAAGAAUUUAUUUUUUGAAAAAAGACAACAACUGAAGGAGCUAGAGCUUUAUAAUUAAUAUAAUGACAUAGUUAAUGAGAGUCUACUUUAUUGCAGUGGAAGUUAGCGUGAGUGUCCCACUGGUUAAAUUGGUCAAGAAGAGCUCUUAAGGAAAAAACUAUCAGGUGCUCAGAGAGAAAACUGAACAUAUUUCCCACAUUUUUGUAUAUUUAUAAUCAAUCAUUUACUAUGCUGACCAGAGUUGUGAAAGAGAUCUUCUGUUCAUUAUUUUUUUAAGAGAAGUUUUUUAUGUUUCCUAAAAGUAUGUGCUCCCUUUUGUUUUGUAAAAAAAAAAAAAAAAAAAGCAACGCAACCCUGGUUUGUUAGCCUGACGUGGUCGGGGAGGAAAAAAUUUAAAAAGAGACUUGUGAGAGUCGCUUAACAGCUGGAGGUAGAGAGACAAGAAUGUUAUUUUUAACACAAAACAGACACACGUGUUUUCACCUGUAACUUGAUCGAAAGCCCCCAAGGUGCAUCAAUUGACUGGUGGCCUUCUAUUCACGCAAGACUUGAAUUAGUCCCAUUUUUUAAGGCUAAGAACCUUGAUUCUUUGUUGUAAUGUGCAAUACUGUUUGUACUGUUUGUAGAAAAGAAGAAAACAAGAAAAAGAGGCAUAAAUCUUUAUUGCAGAAUUAUUUUCAUUGCAAGCAUUGUGAUUCACUAAAAUCAUUUUCUACUGUGUAUUUACCUACUCUACCUGCUAGUACCUUCCAGUAGUAAUGUAGCCUUUGUACUGAGAAAUUUUCAUUAUUUUUAGAAAGUUUUGCUAAAAAAGAAAAGAAUUUAAACAUAUUUACAUAUUUUCAUUUUUAUUUCGUAUUUUUUCUUUACAGACUUAUUUCUCAACCAUUAAUAGUUAUUUCUGGGGGAGACUUUCAUAUCUGGUCAAUGUUCAUUAAUAUUAUUUUGUAUUUUUACUUGGAAUAAAUUAAUUUUGUGAUGCUAAUUCUUUAAAAGUUUAUUUUUUUCGUUUGUUCACUUUUUUUCAUUUUUUGAAGCUGAAAAAAAAACAACCUUUGUAAUAUUGUUACUAAAGUGUCUCGAUUCUUGAAAUGCUAAGCUUUAUGUGUUAACUCGCUGAUGUUGCUUACAUUAGUGUGAAAAUGAUCUACAGAGAAAAAAAACAAACUAUUCACAAACAGCAGAUUAAUGGUUGGUGAUGUUUAAGUGAUUCGCAAUGUAAACAAAUGAAUGGGCAAUAAAAUAAAACUGGCAGAAUGGAGCAUA